Molecule: messenger RNA, 6816 nt
Organism: Prorocentrum cordatum
Lineage: Eukaryota; Dinophyceae; Prorocentrales; Prorocentraceae
Source: the annotation of a GenBank genome assembly
AUGUGCGGCGCGAGGGAUACAGCUGCCAUCGAGAAGCACACUGAUCUGAUGCUGGCCAUGCGAGGCGUGAACCAGCCGAAGGCGUUGAAGGCGUUCGCGGCUGUGGCGGCUAACAGAGACAGCGACUGGAAGCUCGGCCCCGAGGAGAAGAAGUGGUCUGAGAAGCAGACCAGACGCGCACGUGCCAUGAGGCGCGACAUAGAUCAAGCACUCCUGAAGUUCAAAGCCGCGUGCGCCUCCGAUUCCUCCAAGGUCCCGAAGGCGUGGCUCGUACCGUUCUGGGAGGCGGAGAAGAAUGCGCCAACGCUUGCAGCUGAUGGCGACGCCACGUAUCAGUACCAGUGGAGUCCGGCGGAGAUGGUGGCAUACAGGGCCCUUUCGAACACAGAUUCGCUCCCUCCGAAGGAGGCGAGCAAACCGCUCGAGAUCCCCGAGGGCGCUGUACUCACGGACUGGGCGACGGCGACGUGGGAUGACGGCCACACGUGGGAGAUGACGGAUCAGGUAACUUGGGAGAUGGUGAAAGAGCAGGGUAAGGGUGCCAAGGGCGAGAGUGAAUACACAAAACAUCUGCGCGAACUCGUUGCCAGAGACGGGAGCACGUGGCGACUGGUACGGAACACCGAGAACCGCAUCAGCGGCCAGCGUGCAUCCCAGAUGUCAGAGAUGCUGCGCGCGCAGCGGAUUGCGGACGGGCGGUCCGCGUGGAAGCUGCAGAUGGUCAUCGCCAACUUCAGCCAGGAGCAGGUGGGCGCAGCGACAGCUGGCAUGAAACCCAUCAUCAAGAGGUUUGCGGACGAAGAGAUUGACAAGUCGGAAGCAGAGGCUCAGAAAUGCCAGCUGAGGAAAACGAUAGUGAAAUAUAGUCAGGAGACCACGGCGCCGAUGAGGCGCCCAGCAACCUGCGAGGAGAACGAGGGCCAGGAGCCCAAUGUGCCCAAGAAGCGCCCCGCAGCCAAGGACGGCGACAUCGUAUCCGAUGACAAGGAUGAUGAGGCACCCACUGGCGAGAUGAAGCGCCCGUCAGCCGCCGUGGACAGCGAUGGCAAGGGCGAUGCAGAGCCAGACGACGGCGCCGCCUCUCACAAGCGCCCAGCAGCAGCCAGCGCCGACGAUGGCGGCAGCGACUCGUCCAGCGCCGACGCCUUGGCGGCCUUAUGGGACAAUGCCUUCGAGACAGCGGGAAUUCCAACGGUCGAGACCGACGCCGUGGCGGUCGCAUGGGACAACGCCUUCAAUACAGCGGGAAUUCCUGCGACCGUGCCGUACGCCGACGUGUCGGCUACGUCUCCCGCCGCGGCUGCUGCCCCGACAUGGGUCGCCGCCAGCGAGGCAGCUGCCCCGAGUGCGACUGCGAGCGGGGUGCUGGUGCAGCCGCCGCAGCCCUGUAAGGGCGGCGUGAACCUCGAGGAGCUCAACAGGACGCUCGAGAGCAUGAUCGGCGACGAGUGCGACCUCGAGAAGCGGCUUGAGGAGAAGAUGAUGGACCUGGAGAAUCAGACGAGCCUGCACCAGCAGUUCGACGCACUCUUCAAGGACAAAACGACGUGGAGUUGCAGCCCGAGGAUGCCGUCGACGCCCAGCACGGAGGCUGGCGACGCUGCGUUGGUUGACGACGACGAUGAGUACCUCGACAUGGAGAGUAGGGACGGCAAGUACUUCGCAAAGUGCAAGGCUGACAACUUCUCGUUCCCUGCCCGUGGAGCUGCAGGCAACCCGCAGGGCGGGCGCUGGCAGCGGCACCUCAAGCACGAUGCAGAGGAUCGUGCGGCAUACGAUGCGCUGAAGGGCAACGUGAGUGCGCAGGCCGCGUUCCGUCAGAGAUGGUUGAAGAAGGAGUACGAGAACCACAUCAAGGAGCGCAAGCACAUCUUGCAGAAGACGACCACUGAAUAUUCGGACGGCCGCUACUACACGAUAGAUCGCUGCAUCGUCGAGGAGGCGAACAAGCAGACUGCGAUGAACUACUGCCUCCGCUGCCUCACGAUGGGCUACCCGUGGGUCAAGUUCUGCGGCUGGAGGAAAACGACGCUCUUCUUGUGCAAGCUCGAGGGGAUCCAGGAGCAGCAGAUGGAGCAGUGGACCAUCACGAAGACCACCUGGGAGUCGAAGACGAAGGAGCCUUUUAGGGGUAACAUCUACACCUUGACCAUCAGAGACUCCAAGAGGGGGUCGGUCUUGGACGCCUCAGCCUCGCCGCAUCGGCCCGCCUUGAGCCUCGCGAUGGCGCUGGUGCCCAGGGGAUCGUCGUGGCGGCUUCUCCCGGGGCGCAGAGCAGUGGUGCGCUACGGCGGGGGCGACCUCUGGCACGAGCGGAUCCUGCUGUACCCAGCGGCCAGUGAGGCCUCAGGCGCGGGGCUCCCAGGAGUGUGCUGGGUGGUGCACACUCCCGAUCACGAUAUGUACAUCGAGGAGCUUGAGGGAGGCUCGCCCGACGACAGUCCCGUGGAGUGGCUGGAGAUGCCGCGCGACCUGCGGCUGCCGAGUGGGCUUGGACGGGCGCAUCGCUUCGAGGAGGCCCCGACGGAGGAGGUUAUGAAGGGCCUCUACCGCAGGGCCUACUCGGCCGCCCAGGCCGACGCCGAGGCGCGCGGGGUGCCCCUGGAGACGCCGGUGGCGGUGCGAACGGCCGCAGGCAGGGAUGUGGCCGUGCAGGAGGCCCUCGGGGCCAACUUCUUCGGCGGUCGACGGAUGACAGGCAAGAGGCCGCUCCUGGGUUUGGACCUCGGAGGAGACCGCGGAGGCCCGUCUGGGCCGUCGGCGGCGGCCGCGGAGGGCGUCGGCGACACCGGCGCCCCGGGGGCCGCGGUCGAGGGCACUAGCACGCCACGCUCGAGCGGCCGCGUUUGGCGAGCAGCCGAAGCUGACGAGCGCUGCCGCAUCGCGCUGGGCGACGAGUUGGGGCCUCCUGCUCACUCGCUCUGUGGCAAGGGGUUGUUCCUGGCGGCUCCCGGGCGGGCCGUGGUGGUGCACCUGGCAGGGCUCGACCAGGACUCCUUCGUGAUGAGCCUGCGGGUUGGCGAAGGGCACCCAUCGAGAGCUGGCGCCGAGACCGGAGGAGGAGGAGACGCUCGAACCUUGGCGGUGAAGAAUGGGCCGCGGGGCCGAGGCCGAGAGUGGCGUUGGGUCGUGGACGCCUGUGAGGAGGAGCCGUUCGGCGACUUCCCAGUGGCGGGGCCUCGUUCUGCUUGGUGGUGCUUGGACUUCUUGCGGCGUCGGCACACCCCCACGGAUCACCACCUGAUGUUCAAGACGACCGCGCGGCUCCAGUCGGAGCAGUGGGGGGUGCAGGAGCACGAGCAGCUCAUGAAGUACAUCGAGCUGGCUGGCACCUACGACCAGCUGGACCUCAGCAACUGCGCCUUCGCCGAGGCCAUCUUUCGGCGGGCGCAAACUAUCGAGUGGAGCUACCACGAUCGGUUGCGGGAGGCCGACUCAGCCAGCUCCAAGGACAAGAUGAGUCCCGAGGAGUUCUCGGCCUUCGGCGGCUUCAGCAAGGCGGGGGACCUGCUAAUGGUGGCGCCCACGCUCCUCGAGUUCGUGAAGGGCCAGGUCGAGAAGGAUGCCGCGAUCAUGAAGAACAUCAGGAAGGCUAGAGAAGAACGAGAGCUCCGCCGCAAGGCUCCAAGGCCGCCCAGCCCCAGGGCUCUCCUGCAUGCGUACCUGGGCGAAUUCAAUUUGACGGAGUUCCAGACCGUCGAGAUCUUUUUCCUGUCCCGUUGCUUCGGGAUGGCCUGGCUCCCGCGGAGGGCGUGGCGAACCGCUCGGUACGGCGGCGGCUGCUUCGGCGAGACGCUCAUGUGGCUGAAGCCAACCGCGCCCUCGGGGCCCUCAAUGAUCUGGCUGGUCGGCUCGGGGCGCCUGGCGCUCCGGGCCUGGCGGAGCGGCUGCCCCAUCGCCUGGUACAUGAGCGUGUUCGUCAUGCUGCUGCUGCGCUGGGACAUCGACUCGCCAGUCGUUAGCUUCGACGACUCCCUCGUCUCGCUCCCUGAGGCCGGCAACGUUCCUGUGCCGCUCGGGGAGCUGGUGGCAGGCGUGGGCGAUAUUGAUGUCGAAGCAGCAAUACACGAGCAGCUCCUUCCACGCAAGGAUGCGGAGUCCAACCUCUCCGAGGCUCCGCGGCAGCCGUGCAUGGAUGCUAUUCUACGAGCUCAGCCACGUGCUUAUGCUGGGCUGGUGCGGCGUUUGCAUACGGCGGGAAUGGUGACCUUCUCAGCCGCGCCGCGAGAGAAGUGCGGCCUCUUCUUUGUGCGUAAGAAGUCUGGCAAGCAGCGCAUGCUGAUAGACUGCCGGCGGGCCAACUGCUGGUUCAGGAGGCCUUCGACAGUCGCGCUGGCGACAGGCUCAGCACUGGGAGAGCUGGCCGUGCCGGAGGGCGAGCAGCUAUACGUCGGUCACGUGGACAUCUGCGACGCCUUCUACCACUUCGGGCUGCCUGAGGCUUUCCGUGAGUACUUCGCGCUGCCGGCGGUGAAGGCAGGUGAUGUGGGGCUGACUGUCCUGGGCGGAAGGUCUCUCGCGCCUGGCAGUCGUGUGUGGCCAGUCCUUGCGGUGUUACCCAUGGGCUGGUCGCAUGCGCUGUACUGGUGCCAGACCAUUCACCGCGGGAUCGUGAGCUCCAUCCCCGCGCUGCACGACGUUCCGUUCAUCUCGGACAAGAGUGUAGUGCCGCCAGUGCAGCCGCUGGCGAUGACUAUCUAUGUGGAUAAUUUUCUUGCCUUGGGCACGGAUCCCGAGGCCGUCUCGCGCGCAGUAAAGCUUGUCAACGCCGCCUUGACGUCCAGGGGUUUACCCACCCAUGAAGUAUGCAUGUGUGAUCACGAUGCCGACAUCCUGGGGUCCGUCUAUACUUUCAUUCGGCGGUUGGGCCACUGUACCGCGGUCCCUCUGUGGGAGUCCGUCCGAUGGGAGCUCAGUACGUUCUCGAGUUUGCUGUGUCUGAUUUCCAGGAAGCUGCAGGUGUCAUGGAGUUCCAAGGUGAUGUGCACCGACGCGUCCUUUGGGGGCUUCGGACUGGUCUGCAAGGACCUCGACAAGGACCUCGUGGGCUCGAUGGGCUGUUUCUCAGAACGAUGGCGUUUCUUGGGCGACAACAAGGUGCUCUCCCGGGCCUGGGCUGCAGGCUCCAGUGAGGACGAGAUCAUCCCGAAGCCCCUAGAGAGCUCCAAGGACUUCCAGAAGUUCGUGGGGGAUGAGGAGGCUAGCAAGGAGGCCCGCACGCGGGCCGCUGGACGCCUUCCCGAAGCGGUUCGAGAGGAAGGUGGGGCUGUCGUAGGGUCGCACAAGUGGGGAUCCCCGCCUGACAACAUCGUGGAGGGGGAGGCCAGGGCCAUCGCGUUCGGGGUUAAGCACAUCUGCAGAUCCACGAAGGCCUUUGAGAGCCACCACCUCCUGCUAUCCGACUCGCUCUCGUCUGUCUUGGCUCUGGGCAAGGGCCGAUCCUCGGCCCCCGGCGUCAGCGGCGCCCUGCGCUCUGUGGCAGCUCAUGUUGCGGCGACGGGACUCCGACUCAGUGCCCGCUGGCUGCCUAGCGAGUGGAACUUCGCCGACGGUCCUUCGCGAGGGCUGCGGCACGCUGGAUACGCUCGUGGUGGAGUCGGCCAGGCUGGAGCGUCGCCAGGCGACGGCCCCGGCGGGAGAGGCCCGCUCGGUCCCGAGGACCCGCCCGGCGCCGCCAAGCCGGGCGACGUCAGCGCCGUCGCUUCGGAGGCGCGGGCUCCGCCUGCGGCCGACAAGGUGAAGCGGGGAAAGCUAGCCCGGCGCGGGGCCAAGCUGGCCGACGCGGGGACGCUGGACGUGCUGCGGCUGAGCACGGUGCGGACGCAGACAGUGAGGUCGAGGUGCCAGCAGCUGGCCGCCGAGUUCGACGCGUGGCGGGCGGGGCAGGGGUUGCCUGCGCGGCCAACGUUCUCCCUCGACGAGCGGAGGAUGAUCCCGCUGGCGCCCGAGGCCGCUGCCACGCUGGACUGCAGCCUUGCGGAGUGGAUGCUGGGGCAGUACCUGGAGGGCGUCGACCACUGGCGCGGGGUGCAGAUGCUGGCCGCCCUUCAGUGGAGCGACCCGCGUCUCGGCCGCGACGGCGGAGCUCGCUUGCCCGGGGCCAGGCAGUCGCUCCGAGGCUGGAAGGUGCUGACGCCGCCGUUGACCAGGCUGCCGCUCCCCGAGGAGGUCGUUGCCGCCCUGGCUUGCGAGCUGGUGAGCAUGGGCCUGUGGGAGGCGGCGGCGUGCGUGGUCCUGUCGAUGGUGUUCUACACGCGACCGGGAGAAUGGGGCCGCGUGCAAGUCAAGCACGCGAUCGCGCCCCGCGCUUCGGGAAGCCAGGCCCUGCGGCAGCGGGCCCCGGUGCUGCAUCCACACGACGGCGAGGAGGCGCGGCCCAGCAAGACGGCGGAGUUCGACGAGAGUCUCGUGCUGGACCUCACCUGCGACCUGUGGCUGGGCGGCGUGCUGCGGAGACUGACCGCUGCGAAGCCGCCAGACGCCGCGCUGUUCAGCUUCUCAGUAGAGGAAUUCGCCGAGAUUUUCAGACGCGCGGCCCGCCGUCUCGGCCUGGAGCCCGUGCCGACGCCUUACCUUCUCAGGCACGCCGGCGCCAGCCGAGACUUCGUCAACGGACUCAGGCCGUUGAGCGAAGUGAAACGGCGGUGUCGCUGGAAGACGGACGCCUCCGUGCGGAGGUACGAGAAGGGAGGAAGGCUGAGCGAGCAGUUUGCGAAGCUCCCCCCAGCCCUGCAGAAGCACGCGCUCCGCUGCCACAGCGUGCUCCCCGAGGUUCUCUUAGGGAGGCUCGCUGCCCCGCCGUUCCUGGCCCGCUAG